UUUGUUUUUCCAACAGCUGAUUGUAAAAGGUCGCGUUUAUCAAGAAGCUCACAACAUUAUUGUGAUUAAAAAAUAAAUAAACUACGGCGUUUGUUGUGACUUAUUUCCAGUUCUACACCGAUACAUUUCGGAAUGGCUUAGCUUUGUUACAGCUCCAUCCCUUUAACCUUUCUGUGGUGCAAUACAUUCCAAUCAUGGAUAAGAUUUUGGAGGCUCUGGUCAGCUCCUCCCACCCCGUGACCGUCAAGCGGGCCAUAGUGAAAAAAGUGAUGGAGGCUGCGGAAAAGGAGGUGACAGACGAGCAGUGCCAGGCCUUGUACCAUCUCACCACCCGCCUUAUUCUCCUGGGGGAGGAUGCUUUUCAGCGACAGGUUGGCUUACAAGUGCAGGAGGCCUAUGCACGUUACCACCGCGAUGAGUUUGCCCGCUUCUUCAGCAAAGAGUAUGUGUUUGGACUCCUUCAGCAGGGCUACGGCUCUUUGGACAGAAGAGAUCCUGUCAUCUUGGACUUUCUUCACGGUUCCUUACGGUUGCUCAUCAGCUGCCCGGCUGUGUUAGAUCUUGCACCUCAGCUUCAAACGGAGGUCUUGCGCAUCAUCUGUGAGCGACCAGAACCAGCAAUCUGUGCUAAGUUAGCCAUUAUACUGACGGACUUCCCUCAGUGUGUUCCACGAGAGAAGGCAGGAGUUCUCUUCUGUCAUCAGCUUGUGCGCACCUUCGCAUAUUUCCACUGUACUGCCACCGAAGAGCGAGAGUUGCGGGAAUAUGUGACCCAGGUGUCCAGGGUGAGCGCACUACUGCAGGGCAUCUGGAAGUCUGAGCCAACCAUGCUGCUGCCCUCACUGCAGGAAGUGUUUGCUAUCAUCUCCUCCACAGAUCCUUCAUUUGAACCCUCAAUUGCUCUAGCAAGCCUGGUUCAGCACAUCCCUCUGCAAAUGAUCACAGUCCUCAUCAAAAGCCUCACCACUGACCAGAACGUCAAAGAUGCCAGUAUGACACAAGCACUCUGCAGGAUGAUUGACUGGUUGUCUUGGCCUCUGGCCAAUCAUGUGGACACCUGGGUCAUUGCUUUAUUAAAGGGACUGGCUGCUGUUCAAAAAUUUACCAUCCUCAUAGAUGUCACACUACUCAAAAUUGAGCAGGUCUUUAAUCGUCUCUGGUAUCCCAUUGUGAGACAGGGAGCACUGGUGGUUCUUUCACACAUGCUGCUUAGUUUCCAGCACUCUCCUGAAGCAUUCCACUUAGUAGUUCCCCAUAUAGUCCCACUGGUGCAGUCCUUGAAAAAUGAUGGCAUUUCCAACAGCAAAACCUUUCUUCUGCAGUUCACAGAACUCAUCCACUGCAUGAUGUACCAAUAUUCUGGCUUUCCAGAUCUCUAUGACAGCAUUCUUGAAUCCAUUAAAGACCUACCUAAACCUAGUGAGGAAAAAAUCAAAUUUGUUCUCAACCAAAGUGCCUGGACCUCACAAUCAAACUCAAUUGCCUCGGGUCUGCUCCAGCUCACAGGCAAAUCAGAAACAGGGAAGACAGGACUUGUGAAUCUGGGCAACACUUGCUACAUGAACAGUAUCAUCCAGAUGUUAUUCAUGGCUACAGAUUUCAGACGACAUGUUCUGUCACUGCCUUUGAAUGGCAGCAACACUCUUAUGAAGAAACUUCAGCUUUUGUUUGCCUUCUUAGGCCACACACAGAGAGCAGCAUAUUCACCAAGGAGUUUCUUGGAGGUGUCUCGACCACCCUGGUUUACUGCUGGAUCCCAGCAAGACUGCUCAGAGUACUUGCGAUUUCUUUUGGACAGGUUGCAUGAAGAAGAGAAGACCCUCUCAGCCCUUCAGGUGACCAGCCCAAAACCUGCACCUGCACCCCCUUCUGCUGAAAUUGUUCACAAUGCUGUAAGUCAGCAGGUUGCUGAUGCCCCAUCACACUCAGAUCCUGUAGUAGCAGAGGGAGACGGUCACACUCUAGUGGAGCGUAUGUUUGGUGGUAGACUCUCAACAGCCAUCCGUUGCCUGCAGUGCUGCAGCCUAUCAGAAAAAGAGGAACCAUUUACAGACCUCUCCCUUGCCUUCUGCCCCUCUAUGUCACAGCCACAGGGCCCCACUGAUGAAUACAAAGGCUCCUCCACUGUGGGGCCCUGCCAAGGGGCCGUGAAUGGAGGCAGUGAAUGCUCUGAGGGCUCUUUAAAAGAAGGUGCCGGAACAAGGAUGGAAAGGCCAGUGGUGGAGCCCACCCUGUCUGUGCCAGAUUUAGUAGACUAUUUUCUGGCUCCAGAAACCCUGGAGAAUGACAACUGCUACUUCUGUGAAUGCUGCGGCUCACUGCAGAGGGCUGAGAAGGUCAUGCGAGUGGUGGAAGCACCUGAGUAUCUUAUUCUGACUCUGCUACGCUUCUCGUAUGAUGCCACGUGCCAUGUGCGUCGCAAGAUCCUGGACAAUGUAGGCAUCCCGCUGCACAUGUGCCUGCCUCUAUGCCAACAUGGUAGCUCUGCUUCAUCAUCUUCCUCAACUUCAGCCGCAUCCUCAUUAUCGGACUCUCCUGAAAGUGGUGAGAAUCUAGCCAAGAAGCUCAAGCCUUCUCUGAAAGAGGAGGGGGAAAAAGACAGCAGGACUAAAAGUGAGAAAAACUGCUGCGAUUCUGAGGUGCUGUCAGUGCCGUAUGUUCUGAGUUCUGUUGUGAUGCAUUCUGGUAUGUCCUCCGAGAGUGGUCAUUACUACUCAUAUGGAAGGAAUGUGAGUAGUACUGAUGGUUUUGUAGCUCAGCUGUGUCCUAAGGCUCUAGGAAACUCCAGCUUAUCUGAGGUCUCAACAGUCCCUCAGGAAGACAUAGGGUGUGCUGACCGCAAGUCAAUGGACUGGUUCUUGUUUAAUGACAGCCGAGUGACUUUUACAAACUUUCAGUCAUUGCAGAAUGUCACAAGUCACUUCCCUAAGGACACAGCCUAUGUCCUGAUCUAUAAGAAACAAGAAGUAAGUGGACAACCUAGCAAUGCAGGAACAGUCAUAAAUGGCUCAAGACUAAGUGGAGAGCCACCCUUGCAGAAAGAGCUGAUGGAUGCCAUAACCAAAGACAACAAACUCUUCUUACAGGAGCAGGAGCUUAAUGCUAGAACUCGGGCUCUCCAAGCGACCUCAGCUUCCUGCUCAUUUCGGCCCAAUGGUUCUGAUGACAAUGAGCCUCCUGGCAGCUGUGGACCCUCAGGUGGGGGUGGAGGUGGAGGCUUCAAUACCAUCAGCAGACUCGUCUUCUAAAAAAAAAAAAAAAAAAGAGUCAUAGACAUACCCUCAGAGCACUGAACAGUCUCACUGACCACACUGGACUCCAUUUUGUGUCUUAAUUGCCCACAAUUUGGAUAAGUGUGCCAUCUCAGAACAGAUUAGUCUUAAUUUUUUUCUGGUGUGCAUGCAUUUUCCUCUUUAUAUCUAAUUAUUUGUUGAUUUUACAUUAUGUGGAGCACUUUCAAUACUACUGGUCUGAAACAGUCAUGCAAUACAUUUGUACAGUAAUGAUUUUGGUCUCAUCUUGGAAUCUGAAUGGUUCCACUUCUACAUAAAACAUCAUUAUAGGAAAAUAAAAUAAUAUUUUUUGAAUCAAACUAUACAAAUAACUAUUUGCAUGAAUAUUUUUUGGACGUUCUCCAAUUUUUGGUUUGGGAAUUGUGAAUUACAGUUACAGCUAUUUUUUAAUAAAUUAUAUAAUUGGUAUUUUAUUAUUUCAGGGAAUUUAGUUUUGACUUUUACAUUUUACAAUUAACAUUUUAGCUGAUUUGAUGUGCCUUUUAAUACUUCAGAUUAUACAGAAUUAUUUGACUGGAUAGAAGAAAAAAAACUUUGAUCUUGCUGUACAGUGUUAAAAUGUCACUAUGAUGUUUUGCCCUAUAGUAAAGACAUAUCAUUGAACAGUGUCUAAUUUUAUUAUCGAAUAUAAAUAUAUUGUUUUGAUUAACCAUAGUCCCUAUCACAGAACAUUUGGCUUAAAUCAAACAUGUAAUUUCAGUAUAUAAAAAAAGAUCUCUAAUAUAUUAAAAAAGAUUCAUGGUAUAAUUAGUUACUGGAGAGAAAUGGGUUGUAUAAUAACAUUUGAUUUCAGGACAAAUACACUAAGAGAGAGGCAUUCACACAGUGGCUUUAGUUGAUCACCAAAGCAGCAUUUAAACAAGUGUUAUGCCUGGUAAUAUGGUACGGGAAAUCAAUAGCACAAGCAUGUUCUGAGACUAUGUAAUCUAGCUGAGGUCUGUUUUUACUAUCAAAGCAGGAGACCUUUGUCAGUCACCUUGUGGCCAUCAAUCCAUAAGCCUCCCUCCUCCACUCUUUGUGUCCUCUGUUUGAACCACCACACUCAGAACGCUCCUGUCCUUGGGUGAACCCUGGCACAAUACUUCUGCUCUUCAGCACAGUCCAGAUAAACUCAGUACAACAUCAUUGCUCUACUACAUCAGCUUGUGACUUUCCUGUCCAAACUGCGCAGACACUUAAGGAUGUGGUUCAGUACUUUUUCCUGUAGAUGCACAUUUCUUAUUUGGAGAAUUACAUGUAUGUUGCAAAGCCUGCCUUGCGGUUUGCAAAUGGGGGUACCUUUAGCUCUUCAAUCUUAUCUAGAGCCAUUAGCUUUACAACAUGGGCACUGCAGUGUUGUACCACUCAUACUGUCUCUAAGACCAUUUGGUAAAAUCAAUGACCCUCAAUUAUUCAACAACUGAGACCUACACAUAUCUUUGCUACAAUUUAGACCACUCCCACUGACGUGUGACAAUUUAUUAUGUUACAAGGUGGGGGUGGUAAAUUUGUUAAUAAUAAUAAUUAUAUUAUAAUAAUGUUAGCCGAUAAUGGUAUUAUAAAAUGUAAACAAAAGUUGACAAAUUUAUUAUUUAGUUAUAACAUCAUGUAUUUGAGUCCAUCUGUUUAAUGUAAAUUAUGGUUACAUUGAAUGUCACUGUGAAAUGCCAUCAUAAAGUGUUAAAUCCACAACUGUAAACAAUUCAUACCCUUUCUUUUUGGCUCUAAGUGGUUUCCUUACAACUUAAGCUGUAUGAUUAGUCAUUUUAAAUGUCUGUAAUUUUAAUGGUAAAAUACUGUAAAAUUUGUACAGGAAUAUUAACAGGAAAAUAUACAGUAUUUUAAUAUAUUUUAAAAGACAGUACAGUAGUUUUUACAAUAAAAUGUUGUAACAAAUUAAAAGUUUUUAGAUGUAAAAGUACGAUUUUCCUGUAUAAUUUAUGGUAAAAAUGUACAUUAUGUUUAACAAAAGAGUACAUGUACUUUUUACAGUAAAUUAUUGUUAAAAUUACAGUGUUACAAUUACAAUAAUCGGGCAUUCCCACAAUUCCCUGUAAGACCCAACAUAUUUCAUUAUAUUUUAUGGGAAUAGUUAUGUUUCUUCUUAUUUUUAAUAUCAGUUACGUACAUUGGGGUGUUCUGUUUUAUAUUUAAUGUAGUUAAUGUUUAAUGCAUUAUUUAAAUUUCACAUGUGUUACCCUGAUGGUCUUUAGUGUUUGUGUGAGUGACUCUGAGCACUGUCUCUACAUGUUUAUUGGUCAUUGCUCCUGGAAGAGCCACUAUUGGUGAACUUCAUGUCAUCAUCAUUUGAUAUUUAUAUUUAUGAAUUUGUAGCAUUUUUAAACACUCUUGCUGAGGACAGGUUAAGUUACAUGUGCUUCCAGGUAUAGAGCAUGCUUUUAAAAAAAAUAUAAUGAAAAUGAUAAAAAAUAUAUAUAAGUAAUGAAUGCCUCAUGUAUGCACAUUUCCUUUAGAUUGAACUUUUCCAGUAUUUUUAUUAUACUGAAUUUCUUCAUUUUUAAA
Xyrauchen texanus (razorback sucker) is the source of this 5795-nucleotide messenger RNA. RefSeq names its product ubiquitin carboxyl-terminal hydrolase 38-like. Gene Ontology annotation, molecular function: cysteine-type deubiquitinase activity; cysteine-type endopeptidase activity. Lineage: Eukaryota; Metazoa; Chordata; Actinopteri; Cypriniformes; Catostomidae. Gene Ontology annotation, biological process: ubiquitin-dependent protein catabolic process; protein deubiquitination. The record is from RefSeq and is a predicted model, not a curated record. The transcript has 11 exons. Gene Ontology annotation, cellular component: cytosol; nucleus. Bases 195 to 3248 code for a protein of 1017 amino acids.